CGUUGGUGUAAACACAGAAGGUUAGUUCUGACAGCGGCAUGGUUGGUUAUCCGACAGGGAGUACUUUACUUAUGGUUCUGUAAUAAAUCAGCGCAUAAAGGAACGGCGUUUUAUUUCAUACACAAGCACAAGAAAGUGCGAUGUUCAGUAGAGGUGGUGGAAAUGUACAGGCUGUUUUAAAUCAGCUCGGCUUCGGCUGGUACCAAAUGCGGGUGAUCAUUUUCGUUGGCAUCGCUCAGUCCACUGACACGAUGGAGGCUGUGAUUCAAGCGAUUUUGGGUCCUACUCUCCGCUGCGAAUGGAACCUUGAUUCGGGCCAGAUUGCAUUACUUGGAACUAUGGUGUUUUUAGGGGUGUGCAUCGGUUCACCUCCUCUUGGCUAUGUUUCGGAUCAUCUUGGAAGAAAAAAUCUUAGUUUGCUCUGCUGCAUUGCCUUUAUAUACAUGACCUUGUUAUGUGCCACUGCACCAACUUUUAACUGGCUUGCCGCUUUACUGUUCAUAUCCGGCCUGUAUAUAGGUGGUCUAUUAACCGCCGGAGGUUCCUUGAUUUCAGAAUUUCUCCCAGAAAGUCACCAAGCAACUGGUCAGUUGCUCGUUUGUUUAUUCGAUGCCUGCUUGGGAAUGUACAUAGCUGGAAUUGGUUUUUGUUGUCUCAUCACCCAUCUGAGCUGGAGAGUAUUUCUGUUGCUUGCAACGCCGCCGUUAAUUAUAUCAGCUACUGGGUUAUCCUGUUUCCUCCAUGAAUCGCCUGUUUUACUUACCCAUUGGGGUAGACGGGUUGAAGCAGCACAGGUUCUAGACGCAGUGGCCAAAGUGAACCACAGUAUCCCUAGUUCCCAGGACCAAGCGUCUGGCGUUCCAAAGACUCCUUACAGUUUUGUCGGCCGGCUACAUGACGGAGAAGCUGAAAAAGAUAGGUUCUAUUCAUCCGGAGUUUUUGUUCUACUGAAACUAUUUGUGAAGGCCUACCGACUCUCCACACCUUUAUUAAUGGCAAUUAGUUUCAUAUGGGGUGUAAUCAUGUACGGUGGAACGACGUUGCUUCCCGUCGAAAUGCCAUUGACCGAUCGGAAAUGCAUACAAUCCAUUUGGAGAAGCUCAAUGGAACACGCACAUCAUGAAGGCCGGAUGCAAACGGGAAACCAAGAUUGCUGCACACCGCUACUCAGAGAGGGUUACAUAUCAUUACUGGCCUCAAUGGUUGGCAGCAUCCUGAGCUUCCCGAUAGCGCUGAUAUUCAUCACGUUACUCGGCAGACGAUGGACUAUCAACGUGUGCUUUUUUCUCACUUCUGUGAUGUUCUUUGCUGAGACAUUUUGUAUGCAAACCAACGUGAUCCACGUGAUGCUGUUUAUAACCCGAGCAGUGGCCUCCGCCGGAAACAAUGCAACAACCAUUUAUCUAACCGGACUAUACUCCUCUCGUAUUCGAAGCCUCGCGUAUGGCGUAAUGUCAACCUCUUACCGCAUCGGUGUGCUGACUUCACCUUUCCUGGGACAGAUAUUUCUGCAGCGUUCCUCAGUUCUGGGGGCGAUAUUGAUCUUCUCGUUCCUGGCAGCUAUUGGGUUUGUUGUGAGUCUGUUUCUACCACAUUCAGAAGUGGAGCGUAAACGGAAAGUAUGUGAGCCAAGAAAAAUAUUCAAAAACGUAUUCAAAUCCCGUGCACCUAUCACAGAAGAGGCUGCGACAGCUGCGGCUUCCGGUAACCACAACGAAAACGAUGAGAAGACGGAUGAGAGCAGUUCAAAUGAGAGCACGUCACAAGUAUGCACACAAUCAAGUGCUCAAGAUCUUGGUCGGACUACAGCGUAAGAUUGAGACUCCGCAAACUGCACGAGCUUUUCAUACUGUACAUAUAUCAAUCACCGGGUUAUUAAUUCCCACGUUAUUCAUCGUUAAGUGAUAUUCCAAACAUAGAUUUCUCAUGU
Dicrocoelium dendriticum is the source of this 1930-nucleotide messenger RNA. NCBI's taxonomy places the organism in Eukaryota, Metazoa, Platyhelminthes, Trematoda, Plagiorchiida, Dicrocoeliidae. The record is from the annotation of a GenBank genome assembly.